Molecule: messenger RNA, 704 nt
Organism: Vigna umbellata (rice bean)
Lineage: Eukaryota; Viridiplantae; Streptophyta; Magnoliopsida; Fabales; Fabaceae
Gene: C/VIF2
Product: cell wall / vacuolar inhibitor of fructosidase 2
Molecular function (GO): enzyme inhibitor activity
Source: RefSeq, a predicted model, not a curated record
CUCCCUUACUCUAUAAUGGCUUCUAAGAUCUUCUUCCUCUUGUUUCUCCUCUUUCUGCUAUACCCUCAUCAACAUGCUUGUGUGAAUGGAGAUGCCACUUUGAUCCAGAGAACUUGCAAGAACACCAAGUACUACAAUCUAUGCUUCUCUUCCCUCAAAUCGGAUCCAAGUAGUCCAAACGCAGAUCCUAAAGGCCUAGCUAUGAUUAUGAUCGGAAUCGGAAUGAGCAAUGCCACCUCCACUUCUUCCUACUUAUCUUCCAAGUUGCUUAGCCCCUCCAACAACACAACCUUGAAAAGGGUCAUCAAGGAGUGUGCAGAUAAGUACACAUAUGCUGGUGAUGCUCUCCAAGCUUCAGUGGAGGAUUUGCUCAAUGAGGCUUAUGACUAUGCUUACAUGCACAUAACUGCUGCCAAAGAUUACCCAAAUGCUUGUCACAACGCUUUCAAACGGUACCCUGCUUUGACUUAUCCUCUAGAUCUUGCUCGCAGAGAAGAUGGUUUGAAGCAUAUCUGUGAUGUGGCAAUGGGGAUUAUAGAUAAUCUUGAUUGGUAGGUUUAUACAUUUCACUGUAGCUUCCACUUUGUUCUGCAAACCGUGUCAGUUAUACUAUAUCUCUGUUGUUAAGUUUGGCAACUUUGUAUCUUGUAAUGUUCUUGGUAUAAUAUAAUUAGACAUAAAAGGAUUAGUAUUUUUGAAUUUAA